CUCAGGUUCACACUCAUAACCUCACACUCACACACACCGGGUCAGUACACACACACACACACACACACACACACACACUCCAGCACAUCAUCAUGGCGUUCAACGGCACAUGGAAAGUGGACCGCAGUGAGAACUACGAGAAGUUCAUGGAGCAGAUGGGCGUGAACCUGGUGAAGAGGAAGCUCGCGGCUCACGAUAACCUGAAGAUCACGCUGGAGCAGAAGGGUGACAGCUUCCACGUGAAGGAGGUCAGCGCCUUCCGCACCCUGGAGCUGGACUUUACCCUGGGGGUCAACUUCGAAUACUCGCUCGCCGACGGCACCGAGCUCGCGGGGACCUGGGCGAUGGAGGGCGACACAAUGAAGGGAUCCUUCACCCGUAAAGACAACGGCAAAGUCCUGACCACCACCAGGCAGAUCAUCGGAGAAGAACUUAUCCAGAGCUACAGCUACGAGGGAGUGGAGGCCAAGAGGAUCUUUAAGAGAGGCUGAGAAGAGGAGGAUCCUGAACUGAAGCGCCGGUUCUGCUACUAUUGCACUGUGAAUUUUCAUAUUUAAGGAAGUAAAGCCACUGUUCAGAUGUA
Molecule: messenger RNA, 583 nt
Organism: Astyanax mexicanus (Mexican tetra)
Lineage: Eukaryota; Metazoa; Chordata; Actinopteri; Characiformes; Acestrorhamphidae
Gene: fabp2
Product: fatty acid binding protein 2, intestinal
Exons: 4
Coding region: 93-491 (132 amino acids)
Biological process (GO): fatty acid transport
Cellular component (GO): nucleus; cytosol
Molecular function (GO): fatty acid binding
Source: RefSeq, a predicted model, not a curated record